This is a messenger RNA of Alexandromys fortis (reed vole), 2176 nucleotides long. It is a transcript of the gene Pax8, whose product is annotated as paired box 8. The coding region runs from base 200 to 1312 and encodes 370 amino acids. The transcript has 9 exons. Lineage: Eukaryota; Metazoa; Chordata; Mammalia; Rodentia; Cricetidae. Gene Ontology annotation, molecular function: DNA-binding transcription factor activity, RNA polymerase II-specific; RNA polymerase II cis-regulatory region sequence-specific DNA binding. The record is from RefSeq and is a predicted model, not a curated record. Gene Ontology annotation, biological process: anatomical structure development; regulation of transcription by RNA polymerase II.
GUUGGCGAUGCCAGGUGGAUGGGAGCAAACUUCAGAAGGAAGAAGAGACGCCUGGGCCCUGGGUGAUCUCAGGGGCAGACCCAGGCAGAGAGGGCCUGAGGCCAGCCGGCCAGGGUAGCAGCGUGGCUGCUGGCGCCGCCGGGACCUGCGUAAGAAAGCCGCGAGUGUUCCGCAGGCUGCUGCAAGCGACUCCCUGGCGAUGCCUCACAACUCGAUCAGAUCCGGCCACGGAGGGCUGAAUCAGUUAGGAGGGGCCUUUGUGAAUGGCAGGCCUCUGCCGGAAGUUGUCCGUCAACGCAUUGUGGACCUGGCCCACCAGGGCGUGAGGCCCUGUGAUAUCUCGCGCCAGCUCCGUGUCAGCCAUGGCUGUGUCAGCAAGAUCCUGGGCAGUAGGUACUACGAGACUGGCAGCAUCCGGCCUGGAGUGAUAGGGGGCUCCAAGCCCAAGGUGGCCACCCCCAAGGUGGUGGAGAAGAUCGGGGAUUACAAGCGGCAGAACCCCACCAUGUUCGCCUGGGAGAUCCGGGACCGGCUCCUGGCAGAAGGCGUUUGUGACAAUGACACUGUGCCCAGUGUCAGCUCCAUCAACAGAAUCAUCCGAACCAAAGUGCAGCAACCCUUCAACCUCCCCAUGGACAGCUGCGUGGCCAGCAAGUCUCUGAGUCCAGGACACACGCUGAUCCCCAGCUCAGCCGUAACACCCCCAGAGUCACCCCAGUCGGAUUCCUUGGGCUCUACCUAUUCUAUCAGUGGGCUCCUGGGCAUCGCUCAGCCUGGCGGUGACAACAAGAGGAAGAUGGAUGAUAGUGACCAGGACAGCUGUCGGCUGAGCAUCGACUCACAGAGCAGCAGCAGCGGUCCCCGAAAGCACCUUCGGACGGACGCCUUCAGCCAGCACCACCUCGAGCCGCUCGACUGUCCGUUUGAGCGGCAGCACUACUCGGAGGCCUACGCCUCCCCCAGCCACACCAAAGGCGAGCAGGGCGAGAGAUGGUGGGGCCCACGCUGCCUGGAUACCCACCCCACAUCCCCACCAUUGGACAGGGCAGCUAUGCCUCUUCUGCUAUCGCAGGCAUGGUGGCAGGUUCCCCAUAUUAUUACAGCUCCACAACAAGGCCAAGUGCACCGCCCACCUCCGCCACGGCCUUCGACCAUCUGUAGUUGUCAUGGGGACAGUGGGAACAACCAGGCAAACAGGAGGACUUGGCCUGAGACAGGCCCCAGAGAGUCACACAAAGGAAUCUUUAUUUAUUACAUGAAAAAUAACCACAAUUCCAGCAUUGCGGCUCAUUCCCCCGUGUGGUCAAUUUAAUGGACCGUGAAAGUCAGGAUGACCUUGGAGAAGGCCAAACUGUCCUUCAAGAUUCCUUUUGUGGGGGACAGGAAUUCCAGGAAAACCAGACACAUCCCAUCUCAAAAGAGAUGGUGUUAGAGGAGAAGUGUACCCAGGCUGGUACCCACCAAAGGAGAGAAAAAGGGAUCACAAAGAACUUAGAGGGAGACCUGUCUGAGGGUGUACAAGGACCAGCUGUGUGAUCUUCAUCAAUACAACUCCAGCAAUUAUGGACCGUAAGCAAGUCCUUCUGGCCCAUGAGUCCUAGCCCAGGGCCAAUGGUCUACUCAUCAGCCAUCCUAGGAGUUACCACCUGUAGCCUCUGCCGCCUGCUGGGCAAGCCAACCAGCAACUUUCUGGGGAUGCCAGCUGACCUUCCCAUUUGUGUUGCUGUGAGCCUCCAGGCACCCCCUAGCCUCUCAACCAUCGGGUCACCCCUCUGGCAGCAGUGAGCCUGUCUCCUGGGAAGUGUGGCAAGGCUCUCUACACAGAGCACCGCAAGACGUGACGGCUGGGACCACCGCGCUCUCUUCUCAACAGCCAUGCCGAUUCGAGUGUGCUUUCUAUAUCUCCAGCCCAUGCAGCCACCGAAGAGACCCCUGAGGCCAGCAACAAGAUUCCCUCUCUGGCUCCUCAGCUCCUUCCCCCAACACCACCUCACUGUAAAUACCGCAAAAUGAUGCUCUGUUUGGGUCAAGCUUCCUUCUUUCCAGCCCCAGACUUUGGCCUCUGAGUGAAUUGUUUUCCUACUAUGUUGGGCUUUUCUCCUUGAUACUUUUUUUUUUUUUUAAUGACAACCCACCAUUGCCACAUGACUCAAUAAACCAUUACUCUUGGUCUCAG